AUGAGUCCAAAAGUAGAUAGCGUUAUUGAUAUCGACAACACUGUUAUUGAUGUGUAUAGAUGGUCUAUACCAAGACCAUCAUUGUCGUCAUGGAGACAAGAAAAUUCCAGUGACAAAUCGCAGCCAGACUCAUCCACAUCGCCUAACCAACUAAGCAUAAAGAGUAAAUCAUCAACAACUUCAAUGUCACUAUGUGCAGAAAACUUAGAUGCACAUAACAAAUAUAUUGAUCGAAACAAUGAUUUAGAUACUUUAUCAGUAGCAUCAUCAAAUCAUUUUACUAUUGUUAAUGGCAUAGGGCAUAAUCGACAUAAGUCUAGAAAGCCUACCACAUGUUGUUGUGAACAACAUCAGCUUACUGUAUUGGUAAUUUCUAUGACAAUAGUUUUCUUCCUAACAAUUGUAUACUGCAUCUACUAUGUUCACAGACGUGCAAUAUACUGUACAAACAGCUUUGCUUAA
Macrosiphum euphorbiae (potato aphid) is the source of this 462-nucleotide messenger RNA. NCBI's taxonomy places the organism in Eukaryota, Metazoa, Arthropoda, Insecta, Hemiptera, Aphididae. The record is from the annotation of a GenBank genome assembly.